AUGUUGACAUCUACUCUCAUUUUUGUCUUUCUUUUUCAGUCCUUCCUUGUUAUCAGGACAGCACCGGUGCCAUUUGAUUUCGGCGGUCUUCUCGAUGACGUCUUUGGUGGCGAAGACGACGAUACCAGCGGGGGCGGGGCCCUAAGUAGCGUAUUCAGUGGCGAUGAUGAAGAUAGCAACGAUUCUGGGCUGGGCAGGAUUGUGGAUGACCUGCUGAGCGGUGGAGACAAUCCCGCUGAAGACAACGGCGGGCUGUUAGAUGAUGCCUUGGAUGCGUCCCUCAGCAGUGACGACACAGAUUCUGGCUCCAUACAAAAUUCUAAUAAUGCCUCUAAUGAUGAGGACGCGCACGGGGUCCUUGACGGACUUGUUGGAAAGACGGAAGAUGCAAUUUCAGACGGUGCGAGUGAUCUACUCAGAGGGAUCCUGGGAGACGAUGACUCUGCUUCUACCACCGCGUCAAGUACCAUCAGCGUCAGCUCAGCUGAACUGACCACUGUCUUUUCUCGCCCAGCAUUUUUCAGCCGUAUGGUUUACUGCUCCAGUGCUUCCGUAACAAAUUUUAGCUGCGGCGCACCUUGCGAGGCUCUCAAUGCAGAAUCGGUCGAGAUCUUGGCGACGGGUGGUGAUGGCGGAACGGUACCGAGGUUUGUGAUCGCGCACGACAAGUCGACUAACUCGGUUGUCGUUGCACAUCAAGGCACAGACCCGGAAAAUAUGCGCGUCCUACUAGCAUAUGCUCUACUCUCCAUCCUUAACGACGCCGAGUUCGUCCCCACCCCAAUCGACACUGAAUUUUUCCCUUCGGCAGCCGGGAAAAACAUCGCAGUCCAUUCAGGAUUCCAGGAAACAUUCUCUAGAACUGCAUCCACGGUCCUCUCUACUGUCCAAUCCGCCGUCGCCAGCACCGGAGCAGAAACUAUAGUCCUCACAGGCCACUCUCUGGGCGCUGCUCUGGCCACGCUCGACGCGCUCAUGUUCAACGAUGCCUUGACUAACGUAUCUAUCCAAACCACCACGUUUGGAUCUCCACGUGUGGGCAACCAAGCUUUCGCGGACUUGGUUGAUGCCUCGCUCUCAAGUGGGGGGGGGGGGGGGGGGGGGGUUGCGAGGAUAACCAACAGGGCCGACCCCGUCCCGCAUUUGCCGCCACUGGUUUUGGAUUUCGUACAUGCGCAGGGAGAGGUGCAUCUUGGGGAUGCGGGAGCUGCGCUAUGCGAGGGUCAGGAGAACGACUCGGAUGCUUGUGCAGAUGGGGUGGGGCUGUUAGCUAUCGCUGAUGGAGUGGGAGAUCAUAUAGGACCAUACUUUGAUGGAAUAUCCUUUGGGCAGCAGGAAUGUUCAGCUUAA
Messenger RNA from Guyanagaster necrorhizus, 1350 nucleotides. RefSeq names its product alpha/beta-hydrolase. The record is from RefSeq and is a predicted model, not a curated record. Lineage: Eukaryota; Fungi; Basidiomycota; Agaricomycetes; Agaricales; Physalacriaceae. Bases 1 to 1350 code for a protein of 449 amino acids. Gene Ontology annotation, biological process: lipid metabolic process. The transcript has 5 exons.